AAACAGUGCUUCCGAAUCAAGCUUGCUUCGGAAUCCCGAACCUAAAUAAAACACAUGACCGUUACACCGAUCCUAAUUUAAAUACCACAUCAUCACUCUCCUCUCUCUCCCCAAAAAUCUCGCAAACUCUCUCUUUCUCUCUGUUUCUUCUUCUUCAAUGGCGACGAAACUCAUACUCAAGAAAACGACAAAAUCAAUCAACCGUCACCAACGUAACUACCUCCGCCGUCACCGGAAAACUCAGAUCGGAUGCUCACCGUCUCCGGUGACAACCACCGUCAUCGCCACCAUCAACAAAUCGAUCUACAGAUGUCACCGAAGCUUUCUCUGUUUAUUUUCUCUUCCUCGAACCAAAGGAUUCAAAAUCCUCAAACCUCACGAAGAUUUUCAAAAUUCUCCGUAUUCAUUGUUUCACGAAAGAUCUGAUAAAUCAUUCGACGAGACGAAGAAGACGAUCGUGUUAGAUCUAGACGAAACUCUUGUUCAUUCAUCAAUGGAGAAACCAGAAGUUCCUUACGAUUUCGUUGUGAAUCCCAAAAUCGACGGUCAGAUCUUAACGUUUUUCGUGAUCAAACGGCCAGGAGUCGACGAGUUUUUGAAGAAGAUCGGAGAAAAGUAUCAGAUCGUUGUUUUCACGGCGGGAUUGAGAGAGUACGCGUCGUUAGUGCUCGAUAAAUUGGAUCCAGAGCGGCGCGUGAUAUCGCGAAGCUUUUACAGAGACGCGUGUAGCGAAAUUGAUGGGAGGUUAGUGAAGGAUUUAGGGUUUGUGAUGAGAGAUUUGAGGCGCGUGGUGAUUGUUGAUGAUAAUCCGAACUCGUACGCGCUUCAACCGGAGAAUGCGUUUCCGAUUAAACCGUUUUCGGAUGAUUUGGAAGAUGUUGAGUUGAAGAAACUUGGUGAGUUUUUUGAUGGUGAUUGUGUUAAGUUUGAAGAUAUGAGAGUUGCUUUGAAGGAGUUUGUUGGAAGAGAUGAAUGAUUUUUGGUUUAGUUUGUAUUAAGAGGAUUUGAUUAAGAAGAUAAUGAACAAUAGCUUUGUUUGUUCAAUUAGUCUUUGUGUAAAACAUCCUCGUGAAAAGCAAUUUGUUAAUUUGUUUGAUUAGUGUUUUCUUUGUGACUGAAUUAAAAGGUUUUUAUGAA
Molecule: messenger RNA, 1137 nt
Organism: Arabidopsis lyrata subsp. lyrata
Lineage: Eukaryota; Viridiplantae; Streptophyta; Magnoliopsida; Brassicales; Brassicaceae
Product: probable C-terminal domain small phosphatase
Exons: 1
Coding region: 158-976 (272 amino acids)
Molecular function (GO): phosphoprotein phosphatase activity
Source: RefSeq, a predicted model, not a curated record